Momordica charantia (bitter melon) is the source of this 1715-nucleotide messenger RNA. Its product is annotated as Glutathione S-transferase family protein. The record is from RefSeq and is a predicted model, not a curated record. NCBI's taxonomy places the organism in Eukaryota, Viridiplantae, Streptophyta, Magnoliopsida, Cucurbitales, Cucurbitaceae. Gene Ontology annotation, cellular component: cytoplasm. Gene Ontology annotation, molecular function: glutathione transferase activity.
AACUUCUCAUGUUUCUAAAAUCAUCCUAUGAAUUGAGUUAUCUGAAUUUACCUUUUCAAUAAUCCAAACUGUUGAUUGGCUGAUUGGAUUGGUGCAAUCUAAAAUAUGAUCGCCGAUUGAAUGAUUAAUAUCAUGUAUUUGUUUUGCUGGAUGUGGGCAUUGAUUUCUGUCUUUUGGUUGAUCGGGCUGGUCCGUUUCACGUUGAUUUCUGAUUAUUCCGAAUUUCGAAUUUCUCAUCCUCCUCCAGUGCCUAAUUUUCUGUUGUGUUUGAUCCGAAAUGGGAUCUUCGGAUUCAACAGAAGGAAAAAGGAGAUGAAUCUGAAACUUGUGAAUGAGAAUGGGAAAUCUGAUUUGCCCUUGAACUCACUUCAAGUGAAGAGGAUUUUGUCCCUAUGUUUAUGUACUUUGACUUCGAUUCUCUCAGUUUAUGAAUAUCUUUGGAUGUUUUGGCAAAUAUAGUUGAUCUGCUAUACUUAUGGACCAUUCUUUCAGGCUUUUCUGCAAAAUGGCACGCUCAGCGCUCGAUGAAAUGUCUACAACUGGUGCCUUUGAAAGAACAGCUUCAACAUUUCGCAACUUGAUCUCCCGAGAUCAUUCCUCUCAUUUUCCUCCAGAAUCAGGCAGAUAUCAUCUCUACAUAUCGUAUGCUUGUCCUUGGGCUUCCAGGUGCCUUGCAUAUUUGAAGAUCAAAGGGCUCGAAAAGGCGAUCAGUUUCACGUCAGUCAAGCCAAUAUGGGAAAGAACCAAGGAAACUGAUUAUCAUAUGGGAUGGGUUUUUCCUGGCUCUGAUACAGAGGAGCCAGGUGCUGAACCUGACCCUUUGAAUGGAGCUAAAAGUAUAAGAGAACUCUAUGAACUUGCCAGUACAAAUUACAGCGGAAAGUACACGGUUCCAGUUCUGUGGGACAAGAAACUCAAAACCAUUGUUAACAAUGAGAGCUCAGAGAUAAUUCGUAUGCUCAAUACUGAAUUCAAUGAUGUAGCAGAGAAUCCAGCUCUAGAUCUCUAUCCUCCUCAUUUGCAAGCUCAAAUUGAUGAAACUAAUGGUUGGAUAUACAAUGCCAUUAACAAUGGCGUUUAUAAAUGUGGGUUUGCAAGGAAGCAACUGCCUUAUGAGCAGGCGGCGGCAGAAUUGUAUGAAGCUCUGGACAGAUGUGAGGAAAUACUUUCCAAGCAACGAUACCUCUGUGGGAACACAUUGUCCGAAGCAGAUAUUCGGCUGUUUGUCACCAUAAUAAGAUUCGACGAGGUUUAUGCAGUCCACUUCAAAUGCAACAAGAAACUGCUGCGGGAGUACCCAAAUCUGUUCAACUACACCAAAGACAUAUACCAAAUUCAAGGGAUAAGCAGCUCUGUUCAUAUGCAACACAUAAAGAAGCAUUAUUAUGGAAGCCAUCCUACCAUCAAUCCAUUUGGCAUCAUCCCUCUUGGCCCCAAUAUUGAUUACUCUUCUCCUCACCAUAGAGAUAGAUUUUAAUUUCCUCAUAGUUUGGCAUUGUGAAUGGCAACUGUUACAAGAGUUUGUGUUUAUGGUUUACUAUUCUCCUCAUGAUAGAGAUAAAAGAUAGAUUUUCUCGAGAGUUUUGCAUUGCCAAUGGCAGCUCUUAGAAGAGCUUUAUUGUGUUUGUGUUUGUUACUUUGUAUCCCCUCUUCUUAUGAAGAACUUGUUUGAAGUUUGAGUUAAAAUAUAUUUGAGAAGUUUUUUUUUUUUCUUA